Molecule: messenger RNA, 465 nt
Organism: Prunus armeniaca (apricot)
Lineage: Eukaryota; Viridiplantae; Streptophyta; Magnoliopsida; Rosales; Rosaceae
Source: the annotation of a GenBank genome assembly
AUGUUGAAAGCUGGAUCUCCAGUUAAGCCUUCUAUCCAUCUUGCUUCAUCCUCAGACAAUCAAUUUAAACCUUCACAGAUACAAGGAGAAUAUGAACCUAUUCUAGUAGAAGGGCAAAAAGACUGGACUGAGGAAAAUGAAGAGGAGCAGCUAGAUUAUGAGCCAUCUGUAGAUGACCAGAAUGCACUCCUCGAAACAGGGGAACAGGAAGACUGGAUAGAAGAAUUCGAGGAGGAACAGAUGGAAUAUGAUGGGGAAUUAGAUGCAGAAACUGAAGCUUUUGGUUCAGAAUUGGAAAACCUGUUGCAGGGUGAUUUGGGCAUCAACAUGGUGUUCAUUCUGCCAGAAAAGUUCAGAGCUGCAGAAGGACAAGAAAGCACUUUGGAGAGAGAUGUUUUUUCCCAGGAAAGUUUCGAAUGCAGGUUAGCAGAAGCAGAGGAGGUACCAGAACUACCAACAAACUAA